ACAGUCUAUGUGGAAGACAAACUGACCCAUACGCCAGUCCAGAGGGUGGCGGUAAUGUGCUACUUGACAACCAGCCUCAUCAAAAUAGAAGAAGACUAUCCUGGGAGCUGAUCAUGUGACAAAACAGACGUUUUGCAACAACUGACUUCUCUUGUGACAAACAGCGUCUUUAAGCAGGUAAAACAUGCCUUGUUGUUGUGUGUCGCUCGGGUUAGGAUCUAAUUUUUAGGUUCCGAUCAGUUAGGGAUAUUACCUAAUUUAGCUGAAGUGAACCCGGAAGGGUGAUGUUUAGCGCUAGCUGUCACCUUACCAAGCUCCGUAGAAAAAAUCUUAUAAUUAAACAGAGCCCUGUUUGUUGAAAAUGUUCACUUUUGCGUACUGUCAGUCUGGAAAAUAAAUGGCAGCUUUUGCUUGGGUUAAAUUUAAACUCACGAAGGUUAAAAAGAAGUCACUCUUUGUUUUAAACAGCUGUAAUAAUAGGCUGGCAAAGCGCAUGACAGAUUGCCGGAUUUUGAAUGGAGUUUGGUGCGGGGCUCGAAACGACUGUUUGGAAUGAUAGGUGUAACAAUCUUGUAAAUUGCCUAUGAUUGGUCUAACAAUAGCAAAAGAUUUGUGUGUGUGUGUGUGUGGAAACUGUCGCUCAGUGGUUCUCUUCUUUAAAGCUUCGUGACAUGAGUUUUGCCUCCUUAAAGUUCACUGUCAUUGCGAUCACUCCAUCUGAAAACCAAUCAUAUUCUCUUUGUCCUACAUAAGAAAAUCAAUCACAAUGAGGCUGGUGAUCCUGGACGACUAUGAUCUGGCCAGUGAAUGGGCAGCAAAGUACAUCCGGAACAGAAUAAUCCAGUUUAAACCCUCUGCAGAGAGAUACUUCACACUAGGCUUACCUACAGGUGAGAUUCACACCAACAGUAAUCCAUUGUAAGUAUUAGUUAACCUAGUUUAUCCAAGAGUAAGCUGAAUAAACUAAACAUGUGUCCUCUCAGGAAGCACACCCUUUGGCUGUUACCAGAAGCUAAUCGAGUAUUACAGAAACGGAGAUAUUUCAUUCAAAUAUGUGAAAACCUUCAACAUGGAUGAAUAUGUCGGUGAGUUUUUGAUCCUUUUAUAGACUUGGUCACACAUCAUCACCCCCAUCCCGUUACACUGUAUUAAAGCACACAUAUGUAGACUCAAAAAUAUGAAAAAAAAAAGACCAAAGUAUUUAUAACAAAAUAUAAGGUCUGGGAGCAAAGAAAAAAGAGCAACCCUCGUGCUGAGCUGAUUUUUUUUUAAACCUGCUGGUGGAAUAGAAUUUAUAAUGAGCUCAAAUUUACUUUAUCAAAGUUUUCAGUUUCAGCAUCUGUUUUUUGUUAAAUAGUCUUCAGAUGAGUUGCAAAGCAUCAGAAUCUGUCUGUAGAAACAUUUGACAGAAGAGGAAAACUUACUUGAGUUUGGAUUUAAGGGACUGUGUUUCCUUUCUGUCUACAGGUCUACCUCGUGCUCAUCCAGAGAGCUAUCACUCCUACAUGUGGAACAACUUCUUCAAGCAUAUCGACAUCGAUCCGGCCAACGCUCACAUCCUGGAUGGGAAUGUCGAUGACCUGGAGGCAGAGUGUGAAGCCUACGAGAAGAAGAUUGCAGAAGCUGGAGGGAUUGAGCUGUUCGUAGGAGGUCAGACACAUGAUAUUUGAUGUUUCUUUGUUUGCCGUUGAAAACAAAACACAUUUGUUUUCAGAACAGACUUUGUUUACUGUCUCUGUAGGUAUUGGCCCUGAUGGUCACAUAGCGUUCAAUGAGCCAGGCUCCAGCCUCGUUUCCAGGACCAGAGUGAAGACCCUGGCCAAGGACACCAUUGUGGCCAAUGCUCGAUUCUUUGGCAACGACCUUUCCAAGGUUCCCACCAUGGCUCUGACUGUGGGUGUAGGAACAGUGAUGGACGCCAAGGAGGUCAGACACACAGGCAGCUAGUGUAUUUAGCUUUAAGCUUUUACCUUCGAUAAAAAAAAUUCAAAGGAUAUUUGAUGGUUCGUUUGUUAGGAACAUUAAAAUGAUGAUUGAUGUGGUGGUAUGCAGUGCUAUGUCUGUGUGGAAGCAUGUGCAGUUAAAAUAAAACAGGUCAAAGAGUGCUUCCCUGAGGAACACCAUAUUCAACUGGAAAGACUCAAAAAAAGCUCCAGACACCUCCUUAUUAUGAUUACCUCCUCAAAUGACUGAGAUGUUGAUUCAGACUGGAUUAUAUAACCAGAGGACCUCUGUGUGUCCUUUAUAUGAUCAGUGAUUAGUUUUCUACUUCAUAACUUACUGACAUGUUUGAUUCACAUUGGAUAAAAAACACAGAUGUCCUCCGCUGUUAUCCCAGAUUAUCAGAGACCCCCAGGGCUCAGGUUUGAGAGUAAGACUGUGUUUUUCUCUGUCCUCCAGGUGAUGAUUCUGAUCACGGGAGCUCACAAAGCCUUUGCUCUGUAUAAAGCCAUCGAGGAGGGCGUGAACCACAUGUGGACUGUGUCGGCCUUCCAGCAGCACCCACGCACCAUCUUUGUUUGUGAUGAAGACGCCACGCUGGAGCUACGAGUCAAAACAGUAAAAUACUUCAAAGGUGACAAAAACACCUGAAUCCUCCUGUUGCAGCAGCUUCACCACAAGCCUCAGGUUGUUUUUAGCUCAAAGUUAAAUCAAAGCUUUUAAUUAGUAGAUCUGAAGGUAAGGCUGAGUCACGGGUUCGUUUGCAAUCAUAGUUUAGGUGUAUAAUGUAUAUUGACAUAGGGACAGCAGUCCAGUUAAAAUGCCUAAUCCAACAGUAGCUGAACUGUGCAUGGGAGCAUGCUGACUCUGCAUGGAGAGCAAAAGCAGGAGGAACACAGUCCUCCACAAUGACCUCCAGCUCCCAUGUGUAGUAAUCUGAGGAGGAUUUCGGUCACUGUAUGAUGAAGGUCAGCAAACAAUCUGUUCUAGAUUGUUUGCUGACAUUGCUACAUUUACACUGAGACACUAAUCUGACUGAUGCUUGAGUCUCUAAAGAUAAUCAGAGUUUAGAUUUACAGACUUCCCUAAAUGCAUCAGACGUGAUGAUCUAACUUCCAUUCAACAAACAUGUUUCAAGUAGUUUCCUCCUCCUCUGGAGGACAGACCUGACAAAGCUGGACUUUGGAUUAAUCUGCAUCAUGAUGUUGGUAUUUCAGUAAACUGUAUAACUGGACUGUAAUCAGUGCAGUCCACAGAGAAGGCGGGAAGUCCACUGUGGUACUCAAAAGCAUAUGUUGUUUUAUUUCUGUGCUAAUUCUUUUUUUUUUUUAAUUAAAGGUUUGAUGCAUGUUCAUAACAAACUGGUGGACCCGGUGUUCAGCAUAAAGGAGCAGUAAGACCCAGAGGACCACCUCUGAGGGAGCUGAGGAUAGAUGAAGAUCCAGCAUGACUGGACUGCCUUCUUCUCUGGGUACUGUUAUUUGUCUGGACUAUCUUCUCACCCGUGCUCUGGUUCAGUAACAGACAAACAGUGCUGUUAGAGGGUGUUUGACUUAUUAUUGGGGCUGUAAUAAUCAGGUGUGUUGCAUUUAAAAUAUAAUCAUAAACAAAUUCACUAUAUUUGGGAGAUUUUUACUGGGAGGUUCUUUUGAUUGUGUUUUGAGGGGAUGGUGUCAGUUUGAGUUUUGAGUCACUCUGGGAAAACUGAACCGUGUAGCAUUUAUUUAAUGUGAGUUUUCAUAAAUACCUGCCCUGAUUCAAUGAUUGGCUGGAGGAGGUAUACCUGAAACAUCUUCCUUUUUGAACCAGUGAAUGAAGGCGUUUGUUGUCAAACACUUUGACUUUAUAUCCUGCUAGUUUACAUGUAUGUGUAGAGGAAAUGUAAAUAGUGGGUUCCUCACUGUUGCAUUACAAACUGCUUCACCACUGCAAGACUUUGGGGGACACCUCCUGGUGGACUUGGCCUUUGCAGCACACGCAGCACACUGCUGCUGGUUUAAUCAGAUGACUGUGGCACUUUGACUUUUUGCACCUGUUGUUCUGGUUUGAAACUCAAAGAAGUUUGGGGUUUUGAGGUCUUAAUCCUCAUGGGCUGAUUGCUUCAGCUAAAGCAGAGUUGUGCACGUUCACACUAAAAGUGAGCACACUGAAAGUUCUCAUAUGUUGUUUUUAGCUGCUUUUUUUUCACAGAGCUUUCUGUUCUUUAAUCCUUAGCCUUCAAUCAUUGAUAUCCCCUAAAGUACACGAAUGACAGCAUUCUUCUAAAGAAACAGAUAUUUAUCUUAAAAGCCAAAAAAGCGGGAAAACACAAACUUAAAAACACAAAAGAGACUUUUCUCCUUACUCUUAAAAAGCUCCACCUCUGCCAAACCUUGUGAGUUGAUUUGCUGCAGACACUCCUGCUUAUAUCCUCAGAGCUGACCUUAUCAGCACAGCCAACCACCACUGAGCUGCUCGCAGCAGAAAUGCUGUGGGGUAAAUGUGACACAUCACCCUUCUGAUACAUCCUUCUGAAAUCCUCCAAGGAUGUGAGUGACCACUCUCUGUCUUCAGAAUGGGCUUCAUUCACUUCCAUGAGUUAGAAAUGAAGCUGCUUCUGUUCAACAUUCACAAAAAUAUGUGCGCCGGGCUCAACAGACGUGCUUAUUCCAGCAUGUUCGUGCAGCACAACCCUACACUGAAGUGGUCUAAUCUCUCAUGUCAGACCCUUUCCCCCCCAAGUUACACUGAGCCUGCCUAAGACUAGUUGUUGGUUUCAGGCCACUUUUAGACGGAAACGGUCUCCAUAGAAAACGGAAAAGUGCAGUUUCGUUUUCAGUUUUUAUGCUGUGUUUACACAAAAACGCAAUGUGGUUGAAAACGCUGUAAUGUGCAUGCCAGGUCACACCAACAACGCAUACGUAGAAAAACUUCCGUUCUGCCAUUUGGCACAUUAAUUAUUUGAUGCAAAUAAUUCAGACGCCUCCUCUGCUGAGCAGUAUGAUCCGUGAGGAUUCUGUACAGGUCGAAAUUGAGCUCCUGCCCGUUCAAUAAUAACGACAGCACGACUUGAAUGUCCAGCAUGGUUGUUGUUAUUUUCAAGGAAGCUGCGCAUGGCUAUGAUGUCAGAAGCGUGAGCCGACGUGAGGGAUAUAGGUUUCUAAAGACAGUCAGUCAAAGGCAUUAAAAUUACAACAUAAAGAUUAUCCUUCAUGUUCCUGUUAUCACAAAGAGGCGUCAGUAUGGAUUUUAAGUUUUUUCCAGAUGUGAAAAACUCGUUACAGGACCUUUUAACAGUCUUAGAGAGGACUGUGUAGCACAUACUUAGUCCACAGGGGGGCGCUGUAAUUCAAAGAAUCACCUCUGAUUCAAUAUAAUGCAGUUUAUAUUGAUGCUGUUCAGAAUAAAUCCUUCAUGUUUCCACAGUCCUCAGUUUACCUCAUGCUCUUGUUACAGUUAAACUCAGAUGUUCAGGAGCAAAAUGUUCAAAGAAAUGCUUAAAUGAUGAUAAUCCUGAACUUAAGGUCAAAGAUUUGAUCGAGUCUUAACCUUUAAUCAGGUUAGCUGGGCCCUGAGCUCUCUCCGUUUUCAUCCUGAGACACAAACAUCUCAAGAAGAGGAUUUAUCAGGAGGAGGAUGGUUACCUGUUUGAUGUUUGAACUCCUCAGACCUCCUCAGAGUGGACAUUUCUUAUCUUCAUUCAUCUUUGUGGAGCUCUGUUCAAAACAGGAGGGUUUGGAUAUGGGAUGUAUCUGUUCACAGUUUUCUGUUUUUGUCUUUUGUAUAAAGAUGUGACUACAUUCCUCUUUCUUCUCUUCUCUUCACUCUGAAGUGACUCUUUGUGUUUGUCAGGCUGUUACUCCUCUUACUUCCUGUCCCUAUUUUUGCACAUUUAUUGUCGUUUUUGACUCUGUUUUUUUAUGACAAUAAAAGUUUGCUAUUACCCGUUUGA
Xyrichtys novacula (pearly razorfish) is the source of this 5872-nucleotide messenger RNA. Lineage: Eukaryota; Metazoa; Chordata; Actinopteri; Labriformes; Labridae. The record is from the annotation of a GenBank genome assembly.